AUUUCCGCAGAGCAAGCGUUGACUCAUCCAGCCACCGACCACGACAACCACCACACAGAACAAGCCUGCUGGCAAGCAAGUCAAGAUGGGGUUGGCUGACUACAUCAAGAAGCGGGAGAUUGGCAAAGGGUCCUUUGGCGUUGUCUUUCUUACCGAAUGCAAGCACGAUCGCAAACGAUAUGUUGUCAAGAGGAUUGCCCUUGAGCGAGCGACAACCAAGGAGCAAAGGAACGCAUUCCAGGAGGCAAAGCUGCUCUCCACACUCAAUCACCCAAACAUUGUAUCGCACCGCGAAUCCUUCAUCAGCAAAGACAAUGCGUUCUUGUACAUUGUAAUGCAGUACUGCGAGGGCGGAGAUCUUUACACGCGGCUCAGGCAACAAGCCGCUACCGGUCACCUGCUGCCCGAAACCCAAAUCAUGGACUGGUUUGUGCAAAUUGGACUGGCCUUGCAAUACCUCCACGACAAGAAUAUCAUGCACAGAGACCUCAAAACGCAGAACAUCUUCCUCACAAAGAAACAAGUUGUCAAGGUCGGUGACCUGGGCAUCGCCCGUGUCCUGGAUUCAGAAGAUGACAUGGCCACAACAGUGACAGGCACUCCAUAUUACAUGUCACCCGAGCUCUACGCACGCGUGCCGUACAACAUCAAGUCGGACGUGUGGUCGUUUGGGUGCGUCAUGUACGAAGUCGCAACCUUGAAGAAGGCCUUCAAUGCAAAGGACUACAACGCAUUAGCCUUCAAAGUUUCAAAGGGGCAGAUCCAGCGGCUGCCCUCCGCGUACCCCGAUGACAUGGACACCCUGUUCGCUUCCAUGCUCGCUGUGGAGCCAGAUGACAGGCCAACAGUCAAGGAGAUCUUGGGUUCACCCUAUGCACGCAAACACAUGCACCGCUUUGUCCAGCAAUUUGCACAACGGAAAGCGAUGGCCGCACCGCGAUCAACGUCCUUGCCGGCAACACCCACGGAUGCAGUGUCUGCCAGCACGAAAGCCAAAGCAAUACCACAGAGCGUGCACAGACGAGUGAGCACCCCCAGGGAAGAAGGGGGCUCACCUGCGAGCUCGCGAUCCUCGUCACAACUGGCAACGCCCACCCAAGACGUGUUGCGACAGCAGCGACGGCUGGCGCGACAGAGAAAAUCCAUGGCGUCACAGGGAGAAGCUAGCAGCCAUUCAUCAAGCACCAUUGGCAGUGCUACGCCCAGAAAUGAGCCCCAGCAACCAUGGCGACAAGGCGAGGUCGAAGCAAGGCAUCCUGCCAACACAGAAAUAGAAGAAGAAGCUGGUGACGACGACGACAGCGAAUGGGAGGUCUCCACGGACGAUGCGGGAUCAAGCGAAGACGAACAGGAGGAUGACGGUCACACGGACAGCACAGAGCCGAUACGGCGUCACCGCAGGAAUGAGGGGCGUGCAGCGGAAGCUGCGCAGGAUGAGCUGGAUGAAACCACUUGUGCAGAGCUGUUGGAAUUGCAACUGUCAUUUGAUGUCGCUUCAGCCCUCUCUCCUUCUCCAGAUGUAUCGUUUUCGUAGAGUACAAUUUGUUUGUUGUUCAGCCACACAACAAAACCAAUACAACGAAAGCUG
Messenger RNA from Salpingoeca rosetta, 1588 nucleotides. Its product is annotated as NEK protein kinase. Gene Ontology annotation, molecular function: ATP binding; protein kinase activity. Gene Ontology annotation, biological process: protein phosphorylation. NCBI's taxonomy places the organism in Eukaryota, Choanoflagellata, Craspedida, Salpingoecidae. The record is from RefSeq and is a predicted model, not a curated record. Bases 86 to 1534 code for a protein of 482 amino acids. The transcript is spliced from 11 exons.